CGUGCGGCGCCGGAUUGGGCGCUUCGAAGGGCGGGCGGCGGUUGGCGGGGCGCGCGGCGGGCGCCAAGGCGCGGCGGGCGGCUCCACGGGCGGCUCCACGGGCGGCUCCCUUGGCCUCCGCGCCCGGCGCCUGAGGCGCGGCCGGUGAGUGGGGCCGCUUGCUGGCCGGGGGCCGCGGCCUUUCCUCCUUCCCGCUCCGGCGGGGCGGCCUGAGGCCCUCACGUGCUGGCCGGGCCCCCCUCAGCGGGGCUGGAAGCGGGCUCGCGGCCUGGGGUGGCCGCUUGCUCCCCCUCGCUCUCAGGGACUUGCGGCUGAGCCCUCAGCCCCGGGAGACGCGAAUUCCUGUCAGCACCGCGCUUAACUGCUGCGCCAGCCGUGCCCAGACACACCUCCGUACGCCUUACAAAGCCGAGAAAUCUGAGCCUGCCUGUGCUGAGGUCUCUUAACGCUCCUGCUUCUCAGGCGGCUCCGUCAUGGACGAGACUGUUGCUGAGUACAUCAGGAGGACCGUGCUCAAAAUCCCCCGUGAUGAGAUCAGGACCAUGCUGCAGACCUGGGGCUUUCUCUCUGAGGCGCAGCUGCAAACCUUAAACUUCCAUCAGACGAAAGACAACGUUUCUCAAGAUGUUGUCCAGCUCUGCGAGGAUAAUUCUGCAGACAUAAAGCAAGCAGCAGUCCUGGACAUAAUUUACAACCACAUCUAUCCAAACAAAAGAAUAUGGAGUGUUUACCAGAUGAACAAAACAGGGGAAGAAAUGGACUUUUUUGACUUAACAGAUUUCAAAAAAAAAUUUAAAAGAAGACUUCGGUCAGCUCUGAAAAACGUUACCAUCAACUUUAGAGAAUAUGAGGAUAAUGCAAUCUGGAUUAGAAUUGCUUGGGGAACACCAUAUAAAAAACCAAACCAAUACAAAACCAGCUAUGUUGUGUACCAUUCACAGACACCCUACGUCUUCAUCUCUGCCUCAGUGCUUAGGAGCACCUUACCUCUGCUAUGCCAGGCACUGGUUGUUGCUUCCAAUUACCAUGACAUCCGUGAAAUGGAGCUUCGAAGUCAUUGCUUAAACUCCCUUAAAGAUAUUGUGUUUAGGAGAUACAGCCAGACCUUCCAAACUUAUUAUCCAAAACCUCUACAAGAAAGGAAUAUAGCCCCAGAGAAUGUGGAUUUAAGGAUAAUUCAAGAAAACAGAAAUGAAAAAGAAAGAAUACAGAGAGUGAAUCGGGAAGUUUUUGGUGAUGGUCCCCAACCAAAACUUGAAUUUGCACAAUAUAAGCUUGAGACAAUGUUUAAAAGUAAUCCUAAAAUGGAUGUCUUGGAUAUAAAAGAGCCAUUCAGAUGUCUGGUCAAGUUUUCUAGUCCACAUCUUCUAGAAUCACUGAAAUCCUUGGCACCAGCAGGUCUGGCUGAUGCACCACUUUCAUCACUACUUACAUGUAUACCACAAAAAGCAAGGAAUUAUUUUAAAAUUAGAGAGAGGAAAGGUUUCUUCCCAGGAAGCUUUGUAAGCCCUUAAUUUAAGAGUGAUUUAUAGAAAAAUAUAGAGCUCAUUUAUUACUGAUAUUAAUCUAAAUCAUAAUAAAGGUUAAAACAUUUUUUAAUUAACUUAUUCUUUGAUAAUCUCUUAAACUUCUUCAAUGUAAAGCUUUUUUGAAUUGUCUUUCCCCAUUAGUCUUUAAAAAGUUAAUCCUUAGAUAAUGUAAAUAAAAAGCUAUUAGGAAGUUUAAACAACGUCUGGCAGUGAUCGUGAUUUUUUUUUUAAUGUAAUGAUUGCUCUUAACUGUAUUUUUAAUAGUAUAUGUGAAGUUAAAGCUAGCUAAGCCUAAUCUAGAUACACCAGGACAUCUCCAGUUGUUUAGUUUACUGUCACGACUAAGAUAUUCUAGAUAGCCUUUUUUCUUAGGCUCCAGCUCAGCAGUGUAAUAGAGUGUGUGCCCCAUUUCGACCAUGUGAAUAGUCCCAUUCAAACAAGGGAACCGACCCGUUUGCCUCAGGUCAGGCACGUUGUGAGCUUGGCAGAAGAAGAUUCCACUCUGAGGCCGUUGCAGACAAGUGGGGGAAAGGAGACAGGACUCUUGAAAUGCAGAUGUCAAUAAGAAGUUUCCAUCCAGCUAUACUGGACGUUGUUUCAGAUCCAGUGUCUUUGGCUGAGUGCAAUAUUCAAGAACAAAUAUUUAUAUAAAAAGCCAAAUUCUAUUUUUUCUAUCUGUUUGUAUCUUAUGAAAUUUUACCCUAGAGGAAUACAAUGAAAUUGGCAAUAACUUUGUUUUGAGGAAGCUGUGUCUUAGAAUGUGUACUUCAUUAAAGAUUUCAUCCUUCUGCAAUCCUUGCGCAUUAGUACUUCAUUUAACUUGUGGACAUAAAGAUGGCAGAAUCAAGAUGGCAAUGUUGACUAAUGCAAACAUUAGCUCUGCGGUGGAGUUCUUUAGAAGUAACAAUUGAAUAGAUCUUUUAUGUAACUUUCUACAUCACUUUUAAUUUAAGAGAUGGAUUUAGUUUCAAGAUUCAGUUAUACUGUACUUUUUCUUAAAUUCUUUUACCUAGAAACUUAUUAUACCUGUAGCUUGUGUAUAUGAGGUUUUUUUUAGAUAUGUCAAUAUGCAAAGACAGUCUUUUGAAAAACUUUAUUACACAAUGUACCUAUUUUGACGGGUUGUAUGGGACUGUUUUUCAAACCAUAAAUAAAUGUGUAAAUUAAGUCUU
Messenger RNA from Dromaius novaehollandiae (emu), 2701 nucleotides. RefSeq names its product centromere protein N (gene CENPN). Gene Ontology annotation, cellular component: nucleoplasm. Gene Ontology annotation, biological process: CENP-A containing chromatin assembly; chromosome segregation. The transcript has 10 exons. Bases 474 to 1514 code for a protein of 346 amino acids. Lineage: Eukaryota; Metazoa; Chordata; Aves; Casuariiformes; Dromaiidae. The record is from RefSeq and is a predicted model, not a curated record.